AUUCUUGGAUUAGUUCCUUUCAUAAUUUUUUUGAUUCGUGAUUUUUCUUACGCGGAUAUAAAUGUGUCACCUGAGUUCAACUGCAGAUUUAGAAUGAAAAACACUGAAUAUUUGCAGCAAUGUUUUUGUCGUGAAGCAGAUACUUCUAAUACAACAAAAGUUUGUAAUUUGGAGGUCACCAAUGAACAGAUGCUGGGCAAUGGUUGGUGGAAUUUGGAUUCUAGGAGGGGUUUUGUUCCAUAACGAGGAAAGAGAACAAGAAAUGGAAGCGGAUUAAGAAUUGUUAUAACAGGAGUAUAACAACUACAUUGUGUCUUACAUCAUGAAACAACAGUUGAGGUGGUGGAAACAGCUUAGUAAAUAUAUCAAGGAGGAAUUCUGGUGACCUUCUUUCAGCUCUUACCAAGAAAACAUCUCCAGGACCAUCUCCUUUAGCUGCCAACCCGAUGAUUGUGAAUGACAGAGCUCUUUGACUCGGCGAGGAUGGCAGACACUAAAUACGUAGGUAGAAGAUGGGAGGACAUGGAUACUGAUGUCCUGGUGAAGAUAUUUAAGGAGUUAAACAUGAUCCAACUGGCUCCAGUUUCCCGGGUUUGUCGUUCGUGGCGCAUGGCUUGUUCAGAUCCAUUUAUUUGGAACACCCUUGACCUGGGUCACCUGCAGUCCAACUUUAUCCAGACAACAGCACCACCAUAUAUAUGGGUGGAUGAAAGGUCUGAUAGGAGGUUGACUCGAAUAUUGAGGAUGGCUAUGGCUCUUAGUUUUGGAAAUGUCACGUACAUGAUCUUUCAUUUUAAUCUAUACAUGAAAGAUGAUCAUCUUAGUUACAUAUCAGAAAGGUCUCCUUAUCUUAGAAGACUAGUUAUGCCGGCUUGGAACCGCAUCACAAAAGUUGGGAUAUGCCAAGCCAUCCGGAGAUGGGAGAAUCUGGAAUCACUUACAAUGCCCGGUAUUCCCCAUCCUCCAUACAUAAUGGAAGAAAUAAGUAGAAGCUGCAAAAAUUUCUCACAGCUUAAGGUUAUGGGUACAUUUGAUGUGAACUUUGCAUUUGCUAUCACGGUGAACCUUCCAAAGCUGAAAGUAUUAAGCCUGCGAUGUUCUAUAAUCACAAAGCAAGCCUUGCUGCUUAUCUUGGACUCCAUGGAUAGUCUGGAGGUGCUCAAUAUAUCUCACUGCCUUUUGCUUGAAACCCUUCGGAGACCGGUUCACUCAGAACUAGACCAAGCCAUCCUUAACAAGGGUUCACGGAUACGCGAAUUCUUCCAUUGCCAGAGCAACUCAUGCACUACAUGCAAGAGGAUGAUCGAAGAUGAAGGUCUGAUGCGGUGGUACCGGUAUGAGGAUUGGUUCUGGCGCCGCGAUGAGGUUAGCUCUCUUGAUCUCGGGGACUACGGAAAGUUGUUCGAUGAAAACUGUGUGAACAGAUUGACUGCUUCAUAGUGACAGUAUUUUUGAAGAAUACACAUGCUUAUUUAU
This is a messenger RNA of Musa acuminata subsp. malaccensis (wild Malaysian banana), 1476 nucleotides long. NCBI's taxonomy places the organism in Eukaryota, Viridiplantae, Streptophyta, Magnoliopsida, Zingiberales, Musaceae. The record is from RefSeq and is a predicted model, not a curated record.